This is a messenger RNA of Camelina sativa (false flax), 2283 nucleotides long. The record is from RefSeq and is a predicted model, not a curated record. Lineage: Eukaryota; Viridiplantae; Streptophyta; Magnoliopsida; Brassicales; Brassicaceae.
AUGUUAUUAAGGUAUGAUUGGUAUGUUUGCUUCCCUCAGUCUAAUGCACUCUACGAUGCCCCGGGAGGCUCUGAUCACUCUCCUAUCUUAGUUGCACCCAAUGAUGUACAAGAGCGGAGGAAAGUCCCCUUUAAGUUCUACACAUUCUUCACAACUCAUCCAGAUUACCUUGCUAUUGUUGAAACAGCAUGGAAUGAGACUAUAUCCUCGAGCUCCAAAAUGUUUAUUCUCUGUCAAAAACUUAAGGCGGUAAAGAUAGGAUGCAAGGCUUUAAAUCGCACUCAUUUCAGUAACAUUCAAGCUAGGACUGCAGAAGCCAAGGAGUUGUUAGCUACAAUCCAAAACCAGAUUUUAUCAGCGCCUAACUCCAUUUUGUUUGAGGAGGAGAGAUUGGCAAGACAGAGAUGGCUCAUUCUAUCUACAGCCGAGGAGACCUUUCUAAGAGAAAAAUCAAGAGUUCGUUGGUGCUCAGAGGGAGAUUCCAACACCCGGUUCUUUCAUAACUCGGUCAAGGCUCAUCAGGCAAGGAAUCUCAUUCGCUCUCUUUUGGACUCAGAUGGUGAAAGGGUCACGGACUCAUCAACUCUCAAGGUUAUGAUUGUAGAGUAUUACAAGCAACUCCUUGGAACCAAAAAUACUCAAGUCAAGCCUCUUACUGUCCAGCAGAUUCGAGAGUUGCAUCCCUUUAGAUGCACUGAGGAUUUGGCUUCAUCUCUUAUAGCCAUUCCUUCCACUGAAUUGAUAACCACAACUUUGUUCUCUCUCCCUCGAAGUAAAACUCCAGGACCGGAUGGAUUCACAGUUGAUUUCUUUAUCAACUCGUGGGGUGUUGUUGGUCCUUCGGUCAUUGACGCAGUCUCAGAAUUCUUUAAAAUGGGGAAGCUUCUCAAGCAAGUAAACGCAACUAUCUUAGCUCUUAUCCCCAAGACUGUUACAGCAGAGUCCCUUACAGAAUUCAGGCCAAUUUCAUGCUGCAAUACAAUUUACAAGGUCAUCUCAAGAAUUCUAGCCGGUAGAUUUAAACUCUUCACUGCAGAGGCUGUUCAGAGGAACCAAGUUGCCUUCAUACCUGGUCGUCUUUUGUGCGAAAACGUCCUCCUAGCUAUGGAGCUGGUUACUGAUUUCAACAAGGAAGGAGAAAAAGGUUUGAGACAAGGAGAUUCCAUCUCUGGUCCGCUCUUCACUCUGGUUAUGGACAUUCUUUCUAAACAGCUAGACAAUGCAGCUACUGACAACAGGUUUCAAACUCAUCCGCAAUGUGGAAGUCCAUUAAUCACUCACCUCAGUUUCGCGGACGACAUUCUGGUUUUCUUUGAUGGCACAGAGAGCUCCCUUGAUGCAAUCUUGGACAUCUUAACUCAGUUUAAGUCAGUCUCGGGCAAUGCAGAAUCUGCUAGAGGGGCAAAGGUUUCUUGGGAAACAGUUUGCUCUCCUAAAUCAAUUGGGGGAUUAGGACUAAGAAGGUUAAUCGACUGGAACAAAAUUUUUGGGCUCAAGUUAAUUUGGCUGCUCUACUCUGAGGCUGGUUCUCUUUGGGUAUCCUGGAUAAAAAGUCAUCUGAUUAGAGACAAAAUCUUCUGGGAGGCUGAUUUUCGUUCUUCAGGAAGUUGCAUUUGGAAGGGUCUCUUAAAGUUGAGACCGCUAGCAAGGCCUUAUGUGGGUUGCAAUAUACUUUCGGGAAGACAAGCCUUGUUCUGGCAUGACAACUGGACAGGACUUGGUUCUCUGUUAGACAUUGUUGGUGAUCAGGGCCCGAGAGUCACCGGAAUUUCUUAUCAAGCUCGGGUAAUUGAUGCUUCUUCAAACGGCGGUUGGAUUCUUCCAAGAAGUCUUCAUCCUCUGGUUCAUUUGCUUCGGGUUUGCUUGCAAGCUCAAGUCCCUCCAUUUCAAGAAGCCGAUGAUGAUACUUUCCACUGGAAAAUUGAUGCAGACCAAAAUCAUGCUAAAUUCUCCUCAAUUAAAACAUGGCGGCAUCAGCAUCCUACUGGUAAUCCUGUCACUUGGCACACUCAAAUCUGGUUUAAAGAGCGCAUUCCUAGAAUGGCAUUCAUGGCUUGGCUUACUGUCCAAGAUAGACUCACUACAAGGGAUAGACUGAUUAGAUGGAGUCUACCAGUCCCACCUGAUUGCCUACUUUGCCAGUCAGCAAAACGGUUCUAUGGUCUAGCGGUUAGGACAUUGGACUCUGAAUCCAGUAACCCGAGUUCAAUUCUCGGUAGAACCUUCUCUUUUUUGCUCCCACUCCCUCCGCCCAGGCUUUUUUCCCCGGCGAUUUCAGAAUGA